Messenger RNA from Lingula anatina, 3686 nucleotides. RefSeq lists its product as uncharacterized. Lineage: Eukaryota; Metazoa; Brachiopoda; Lingulata; Lingulida; Lingulidae. Gene Ontology annotation, cellular component: nucleus. The record is from RefSeq and is a predicted model, not a curated record. Gene Ontology annotation, biological process: positive regulation of transcription by RNA polymerase II.
AGGAACAAAGGAUGAAAAUGAGGACAAAACGUCCUUCAGAGCAUUCUUCUGGUAGCCCGCCCAACAAGACAAUCCGAUGCAUGCCCCAAGUCACUGCCCUCAAUCCAAAGACAAGCUUUAACCAAUAUAAAGACUGUGCAGAAAUGGCUACGGAGUUCCCAGAUAGUGACUGCUUUCCAGAAGGCUUUUCUGAUGGCGACCUGAUCAUCGAUGAAUCCAGCAAUAGUGCCAAAUCAGACCAAGGAGGCCUUGUAGAUGACCGCAGGGCAGAUCAUGUUGAUGACAACCAUGGGGAACUCGUAGAUGACCAUCAUGAUGAUCUAGGUGAGGACCACCAUGAAGAUCUAGUGGAUGACCAGACAGACAUUCCAGUGGAUACCAAAGAAAAUUUCAAUUUUGCUGAAAAUGGCCUGCCUGCUCUACCCCCAGAACUAGAACCCAUACAGAUAAAGAAUGAAGAAGUUAACAAGCUUGGUAAUUUACCCAUUCAAGGAGGCAAUAAUCAGUGUCCCAGUUGUGGCCGUAUCUACAGGCAGGUGGCUGGCUACCUUAAACAUAUCCAGGUUUGUGGGGGCAAAGAAGAAUGGAAGUGCACUCAUUGUUCCUAUUCUACCAAGCACCAAAGUAAUAUUUACCAGCACUUGAGAGUGCACACAGGUGAACGUCCAUACAAAUGCCGGGGGUGUGGUGCAAGCUUUACACAGUGCAAUAGUUUGAAGCAACACAUCAUCUCUCGCCAUGGCAAGGAGAAAGUGGAGGAAUACUACUGCUUACAGAAGAAAGAAGGCCGUCAACGAACCAUGCACAUGUAUCGCAAGGUCACUGGAGAAGAGAAAGCAAGACUGGAGAGGCAGAAAGUAGAGCAUUUCAUGUCUCUCCAGAAUGGUCUUGCCCACCACAACCAGGGGAUGGGCAGUGUGCCACUAAUAGCCAGCCACAUGAGUUAUCUACAAGCUAUUGCCAUGGGACAGGUGCCUGGUUUACCUAUUCUCAACGGAGGCCUUCACCCCUUGCCACCACUGAAUGGACAGCCUCUUGGGGGCAUGCCCAUGCUGAAUGGGAACCCCCAUCUGCCAAUAUUUGACCAGAAUGGUGCUAUGGAUUUAAGCGUCCCAGGGCUGGAUGAGGGGACCAAAGACCAUGGCCGUGUACAGCUCCGCAUUCCAAAUGUGACCACUGCUGGUAAUGUCAAUCAUGCUGACCAAUCGUCCAAUAUCUUCUUCCAAGAACAACAACCUGCUUUCAACCUGAUGUCCUCCAGCCAAAACAACAACAAUCAUAGACCAGUGCCAGACAACCAGAAACCAGCUGCAUACGAGGCGGACCCAAGAGACAACGACAGCGGAGCAAUGACACCAGCCAGUCCAGAUGACCAGCCAAUGGAAGAUGACCUGAGCCUUGACCCACCCCAGCGCCACCUACUAGCAGAACCAAAGGGUACAUCUAUUUUACAGAAUGGUGACAUACAUGAAAUGUCAAGGGAUCAAGAAGAAGAACACAACUGUGUUUACAAGCAAAAACUUUGCAAAUUGCGUCGGAAUGUUGUGAGUAUGCUGACCCUCUUGGUACCUGACCUGGACCUUGGGGGGAGUGGCAUCAGUGCCCACAGUGACAAAGUGGACCAGCUCCUGCAGGAGAUAAUUUACAGCAAUAUGAACACUUAAACCAAAGUUUUAUAUUUAUUCCAGAUGAGCAGGAACAAUGUAAUGUACUUAAAUACAAGUGAUCUUAAAGGGGUUGUUUUGAUAAAUGUUAAGAAAGCUACUUGUCGUAAAUUGAUUAACGUAGAGGCACAUAUCUCCCAUUGUGCAUUUCAUCUUUUAAAGGGGGUGUGCAUCUAGCAUUCAAAAAGAAGAUAAUCAUGAGUUGAUAAGGACCAAAAUUUGUUGAUGGUUUAGAAAAAUUCUUGCCUUCAAGUAUUGGAGAAUUUAAUGAAGGUUUUUGUGUUUUGAGAAACCUGGGGUCCAGACAGUGUAAUACUGACCCCCACUCCUUUUCACCCAAUAAUGAACUAUAUAUCAAAUGAAUAGAUCUGCUGUGUGCAUUUAUAUGCUUCUUUUGACAAAGCCAUAUAACAGGUGCCAAGGCAAUUUUUGUUGGUAUUCUUGUGCCAUGAUCUUGCAUACAUACAUCUAACCUAUCAGAGCUUUUAUAAGGGUUGAGCUCUAAUUUACUUUUUACUUUUUGUUAGAUUUUUUUGUACCAAUAGUAAUGUUAAAGUUGCCAUGUAUAUCAUAUAGUCUGUUGUAUGUAGGGAAUUGGGUGCAUACCAAAGGUGCAGUUUCUAGCCUGUAAUGUGUUAUACUUAGUAUUAUUGAAAUGGAUCUCAGUGUUUAGUUAUAUACAAAACAGAUGUGCGUUUAUUGGUGCUAUAGAUUUAUUUGUUUUUUUAAGGGUCUACAUUAGUGAGUUGUAAACUCUUCCAUAUUCCAUUCGAGUAGCUGUGCAACAUUCCAAACUCAUUUGAUCUGUUGUGCAAAUAGUCUUAGGUGAUAGUUUGUGUGUCUGUAUAAUGAUUUAUUUAUGUCAAUUUUUUGCUGAAUUAGAUCUGUACUUUUUGUAUAUUAAUUAUAAGUAAAGCGGCCAACAGUGUCUGCAACAUGCACUUAUUCAAAUGAUGCCAAAACUUGGGACCCUUUUUUCUUGUGUCCUUGAUCAAAUAAAGGCAACUUGAAUAUGCCACCAGAUAAACUGCUGUGUUUUGAAAUAGCUAUUAUGUGUGGUGUGGUCCACUGCUCUAUAAUGUCUCCCAGGUAGCCAAGAGCAUAUCAGUAGCCAAAUAUAUACAAUACUUGUAUUACUGUGGUCUCACAUAUUUAUAUAUAUAUAUACUGAUUAUCACAUAUUUAGAAAUACACUAUUUAUGUUUGAAAUCUAUAAUCUUUUGUCCACAACUGGAUGUUCUGUGUUAGAAAACCUGUGAAAUGUUUAGACAUGUUGAAUUUUGUUUGUACUUAAUGGAAAUUGAAAAGUGCAUCCUGCAAUUUAGUAAUGUGAAUUAUAUCUCUGUAAUUUAAAUGAGGUGCAUUUAAGAGACUGUCAAUUGUUACUUUAAGUUAAUGCUAUAUACUUAUGAACUGAACUACUUGAUCUUUCAAGAACCAUGAUUUUUAGUUGAAUUUGCUUCUCAUUCAGAUCAUUACUUAAAGAAUAUUUGGAAAACUUGCAGGGUUUUUACAGUGCUUUACAAAACAUCCCAACAUCUAGCGGGAUUUAAAUGCCUUGUUCUUAUGACAUUUAUAGCAAAAACAUGAUACUGAAUAUGUUCUGAAUCAAUUUUUUAUUUACACACUUGUAUUUUGAACAAAUAAUUAUUACUCAUUUUUGGCAAUUAAUCACACAUUAGGUGCAUUUUUUAGUCUGUGUAAUUGCAUUGUGACACUUUUUGUAUAUAUAUAUUUUUACAGCCUAAUCCUUGAGCAGUUGAAGAGCUGGAUAGUCCAGCCAUUAUUUAGAAUACAUACAUAUAUACAUAUAAGUAGUUCUUUAUUCCGAUCAUUGAAAAAAAAAGAUUUUGAGUAACUGUGUUUGUACAGUUUGUUUUGUAGGAAAAGUAUAUCAUUGUAACAGUAUUAUGGCUUUUGUACUGUAAGCAUUAUACAUAGAAAAUGUAGUUUUGAUAUUUUGUGACUUUCUAGUUAUAAGCAUAUGUGCACUUUGUAGAAUUAAAUGUUAUUGAAAUUAAA